Fulmarus glacialis (Northern fulmar) is the source of this 2088-nucleotide messenger RNA. RefSeq names its product solute carrier family 9, subfamily A (NHE4, cation proton antiporter 4), member 4 (gene SLC9A4). The record is from RefSeq and is a predicted model, not a curated record. Bases 1 to 2088 code for a protein of 695 amino acids. Gene Ontology annotation, biological process: sodium ion transport; proton transmembrane transport; regulation of pH. Lineage: Eukaryota; Metazoa; Chordata; Aves; Procellariiformes; Procellariidae. Gene Ontology annotation, molecular function: sodium:proton antiporter activity. Gene Ontology annotation, cellular component: membrane. The transcript is spliced from 13 exons.
AUGGGCUCUGCCACGCUUGCACAUGCAAAGCUUUUGAACUGGUUGCUGUCGCUGUCGAGUCUGGUAUGCUGUUCUGCUGCUGCUUAUGUGGACGAGCCCAACCUGAGCAAGAGUUUCUUGCCUCACCAUGAACCUGAUGUUGGCUCUUCACAAGAUACGAGGUUACAUGUUUUCACAGUGGACUAUGACUAUGUGCAAAUUCCUUAUGAAGUUACUCUUUGGAUCCUCCUUGCCUCUCUUGCAAAAAUAGGUUUCCAUCUCUAUCACCGAUUACCAAGACUCAUGCCGGAAAGCUGCAUCCUGAUUGCCAUUGGAGCAUUAGUAGGAGUGAUCAUCUUUGCUUCUGAUCACAAAUCUCCACCAGUAAUGAACUCAAGUAUUUACUUCUUGUAUCUCCUUCCACCCAUUUUCCUGGAGGAGGGUUAUUUCAUGCCAACUCGCCCAUUUUUUGAAAACUUUGGGUCCAUCCUGUGGUGGUCUGUGCUGGGAUCUCUGCUAAACUCGUUUGGGAUCGGCCUCUCCCUCUACGGAGUGUGCCAGAUCGAAGCCUUCGGCCUGACCGACCUGAGCCUGCUGCAGAACCUGCUCUUUGGCAGCAUGAUUUCAGCCGUGGAUCCUGUGGCAGCUCUGGUAGUUUUUGAAGAAGCCUCCGUUAAUGAGCAGCUGUACAUGAUGAUCUUCGGAGAGUCAUUGCUAAAUGGUGGCAUAACUGUGGUUUUAUAUAACAUCUUCAUCGCCUUCACCCAGAUGCACAGAUAUGAAGAAAUCGAAUCCAUUGAUGUCUUUGCUGGCUUUGCUCGCUUCUUCGUGGUCGGGCUGGGUGGCGUGUUGUUCGGCAUCGUCUUUGGAUUUGUUUCGGCGCUCAUGACUCGAUUCACCCACAAUGUUUCUGCUAUCGAACCCCUGCUGGUCUUCAUGUUCAGCUACCUGUCAUACUUGUCUGCUGAAACCCUUUACAUCUCAGGCAUUUUGGCGAUGACAGCAUGUGCAGUGACAAUGAAAAAAUACGUGGAAGAGAAUGUUUCCCAGAAUUCCUAUACCACAAUAAAAUAUUUCAUGAAGAUGCUGAGCAGCGUCAGCGAGACCCUGAUUUUCAUGUUCAUGGGAGUGUCUACAGUGGGGAAAAACCACGAGUGGAACUGGGCCUUCAUUUGCUUCACUCUGCUCUUCUGCCUCGUUUGGCGGACACUGAGUGUAUUUGCUCUCUUCUACAUCAGUAACAAGUUCCGAACAUAUCCCUUCACCUUCAAAGACCAACUCAUUAUUUCCUACAGUGGCCUUCGAGGAUCCAGCAGCUUCUCUCUUGCAUUCUUGCUUCCAGUGAAUCUCUUCCCAAGGAAAAAAUUGUUCAUUACUGCUACUCUUGUAGUUAUAUAUUUCACUAUGUUCAUCCAAGGAAUCACAAUUGGACCUUUGGUCAGAUAUCUAGAUGUUAAAAAGACCAACAAAAAGGAGUCUAUCAACGAAGAAAUUCAUGUGCGAUUGAUGGACCACUUGAAGGCUGGUAUUGAAGAUAUAUGUGGACAUUGGAGUCAUUAUCAGCUGAGAGAUAAAUUUAAGAAGUUUGACAAUAAGUAUUUGAAGAAAAUCUUAAUUCGGGAACACCAGCCCAAAUCCAGCAUUGUGUCAUUGUACAAAAAGAUGGAGAUAAAACUGGCCAUUGAGAUGGCUGAGAGUGGCAUGAAAAUUUCAAAAUCAUCCACAGCUUCUUUACAGAGUGGUAGAAAUCGGCGUGUGCACAGGCUCUCCCCUGCAGAGGUGGAGUCCAUGAGAGAUGUCCUGGCACAUAAUCUAUAUCAAGUGCGACAAAGGGCACCAGCAUACAACCGACACAACUUGCCUACCAACACAAAUGAGAAACAAGCCCAAGAAAUCCUCGUCCGUCGGCAGCACAGCCUGAGACAGAGUUGCAGGAAGGGAAACAGCUUGCCUUGGGGUGGACCGGCUAGCACCACGAGCAUACGCUACCUCUCUUUGCCUCAGGGCCCCAGCCAGCCCACUAGACGAAAAGCCAGGCGUGUUGCUUUUACAGCUCCUAAACCUGGUAGAAGCAGGUCUGACACACCCAAUGUAAUCAAAGCGCCCUAG